CUCGGCGCCUGAUUUGAAGCUCCCUUCGUCAUGAAACUGGUCGUGUGCGUUGUCAUUGUAGGCAUAGCGGUGGCGGCCACGGAGCCCAUCGUGUUAGAAUAUCGCCAAGUAAUCGAGACGCGGGUCCAAGCAGAUACAUACAUUGCUCUUCGUCGAAGGGACUCGUCCACAUCCACUUCAACAUGCCCUUCAGGCAAGGAGCUCUGCUCCGCCUCCAACUAUCCCCAAAUCAACUCCUGCAUCCCAGCGAGUUCGCUGUGCUGCGAUUACACCUUUAGCGUGGGAUACUGUCCCACAUCUGCUCGCUGCGGCAGCGGUAGAUUUGCCGGCUGUUUCGCCCCUGAUCCCGCGACCCCGGUGGUAACCGUUGUUGCGCCGUCGACGACGCCUGUGGCUUCGGUCUCUGGCACUGCAGGGACAGCUUCGGGGGGUGGCUCGGGAGCGCCAGGUACGGGGCUCCCUACAGGGAGUAUUGUUGGGAUAUCGGUCUCUGUUGCUUGUUCAGUGAUAGGGCUAGUGUUUGGGAUUGGGUUCAAGAUCUGGAAGCACAAGAGGAAGGAGAAAUUGGGGAAUGCACCUGCUGUUGCGUGAAUCAUAAGGUGGUAAAGUCAAUUAUAAUAGGUAAUAUCUAGUUAUUUGUCUAUAUAUAGGUUCACAAUACUUAUACUGC
This is a messenger RNA of Hyaloscypha bicolor E, 670 nucleotides long. RefSeq lists its product as uncharacterized. The coding region runs from base 31 to 591 and encodes 186 amino acids. The record is from RefSeq and is a predicted model, not a curated record. Lineage: Eukaryota; Fungi; Ascomycota; Leotiomycetes; Helotiales; Hyaloscyphaceae. The transcript is spliced from 3 exons.